CUUUUAGGACAUGUCAAGCCCUUUAUUCAUCUUGCAAUAAAGCUUGCAUCCAAAGUCACCAUCACUUUCAUCAACACAGAAUCAAUCCACCAUCAAAUAACAAAAGCUGCUCAUGAUAAUCAGGAUGAAGCUCAUCAGCUACCCAGAACCAUGAACACCACAGAACAUGAUAUCUUCUUCGAAGCACGUCAAUCCGGUCUAGAUAUUUGCUACGCAACUGUAAGUGAUGGAUUUCCUUUAGGGUUUGAUGGGUCUCUUAACCAUGACCAGUUCAUGGAAGGCCUUUUGCAUGUCUUCUCAGCUCAUGUUGAUGAUAUUGUUGGGAAGAUAGUUCAGACAAACCCUACUGUCAAUUGCUUGAUAGCUGACACUUUUUAUGUGUGGUCAUCUAUGAUUGCCCAGAAGUAUAAUCUUGUUAAUAUCUCAUUUUGGACUGGACCAGCUUUGAUUUAUACUCUUUACUACCAUUUGGAUCUCCUCAACAUUAAUGGGCAUUUUGCUUCCGGUGAUAAACGGGAAGAUGCCUUAGAUUAUAUACCUGGAGUGGAAGGUAUCAAGCCAAGGGACUUGAUUUUAUAUCUUCAUGCAACUGAUGCAACAACUAUAAUGCACGAAAUCAUAUACAAGGCAAUAUUUGAGGAUGCUAAAAAAGCAGACUUCAUUCUUUGUAACACAAUACAGGAGCUUGAAUCCAAAACAAUCUCAGGUUUACAACAAAAGCAACCAUUUUAUCCAAUUGGCCCACUUUUUCCUACUGGCUUCACCAAGAUUACUGUGGCUACUAGCCUAUGGUCCGAGUCAGACUGCACCCAAUGGCUCGAACACAAGCCUCAUGGAUCAGUUUUAUAUGUCUCAUUUGGCAGCUAUGCCCAUUGUAGUAAAGAGGAAAUUGUGGAGAUAGCCCAUGGGCUCUUGCUAAGUGAAAUGAGUUUUAUUUGGGUACUUCGCCCUGAUAUUGUGAGUUCUGAUGAUACUGAUUUUCUACCUGAUGCAUUUGAGAGUGAGAUCAAAGAUAAAGGGUUGAUCGUGCCAUAUCCAGCCGUUGGUGGGUUCUUAACACACUGUGGAUGGAAUUCAAUAUUGGAAAGCAUAUGGUGCAGUAUACCAUUGCUUUGUUAUCCUCUAUUGACUGAUCAAUUCACUAAUAGAAAAUUAGUGGUUGAUGAUUGGAAAAUUGGGCAAAAUCUUUGUGACAGGAAGCCAAUAACAAGGACCGAGGUUGCUGAAAAGAUCAACAGGUUAAUGCAUGGAAAGACAGCUGAUGACUAGAGAAAGAAUAUCAAGCAAGUCAAAGAGAUACUAGAGGUUGCAAUAUCAACCGUUGGACCAUCAGAAAAGAAUUUCAACCAAUUUAUUGGUGAUGUGAAGGCUAAAUUUCACUUGAAGGGGGGCUUCCAAGCCUGA
This is a messenger RNA of Ricinus communis (castor bean), 1404 nucleotides long. Its product is annotated as UDP-glycosyltransferase 86A1. Gene Ontology annotation, molecular function: UDP-glycosyltransferase activity. Lineage: Eukaryota; Viridiplantae; Streptophyta; Magnoliopsida; Malpighiales; Euphorbiaceae. The record is from RefSeq and is a predicted model, not a curated record.